Messenger RNA from Rhinichthys klamathensis goyatoka, 1546 nucleotides. It is a transcript of the gene chst12a, whose product is annotated as carbohydrate (chondroitin 4) sulfotransferase 12a. The transcript is spliced from 2 exons. The coding region runs from base 156 to 1472 and encodes 438 amino acids. Gene Ontology annotation, biological process: proteoglycan biosynthetic process; carbohydrate biosynthetic process. The record is from RefSeq and is a predicted model, not a curated record. Gene Ontology annotation, molecular function: sulfotransferase activity. Gene Ontology annotation, cellular component: membrane. Lineage: Eukaryota; Metazoa; Chordata; Actinopteri; Cypriniformes; Leuciscidae.
UGAGCGGAGCACUGAAGCGCUGCUGUGUCAACACCCCGCGCGCAGCACAUCCCUCCUCAGCUGACGCCGUCUGCCUGCCUGCCGAGAAAUAUACACUCCUGCUAUGAGAGUAUGAUGUAUGCGGUCUGGGCUGUGGAUUAUGUAAUGGAGUUGAGAUGAGAAUGGCACUUUCUCAGUCAAAAUCAACCAAAAUGGGAAAAUCGAGACUGUUCCGCAUUUUUAUGAUCGUGGGUGCCGUCUUCAUGAUCCUUCUUAUAAUCAUAUACUGGGAUGAUGUGGGGGCCUCUAAUUUUUACCUGCACACAACCAUCUCCGGGCCCCAUCCGUCCCGCCUCUCUCCACAGGCCCGUCGUGACCCUGAAAAGAAAAUAGAGGAAGACAAAGAGAGCUCGUUCUUGAUGGACAUAGAUGCUUUUGUCAACCAGUUUUUGGAAGGAACCGCAGACCCCACGGAACAGGUGAGAGGAGAACCGCCCCCUGGAGACCCUCACAAUCAGUCCUCUGAGAAAUCGGAUGAGAAAUUUGUCCCGAGACGAGAGUGGAAGAUCCAUCUGACGCCAAUUGACCCUGAGAAAAAACAGAAGCAAGAGAGUAGAAAGCAGCUGAUCCAAGAUGUGUGCAGUAACAGAAGUUUUUUAGACUUCCCUGGAAAGAACAGGACUUUUGAUGACAUACCCAAUAAAGAGUUGGAUCACCUCAUUGUGGACGACAGGCAUGGAAUUAUUUACUGUUACGUGCCCAAGGUGGCCUGCACAAACUGGAAGCGCAUUAUGAUCGUGUUGAGCGAGAGCCUGUUAUUGGACGGCGUGCCCUACCAAGACCCUCUAGAUGUUCCUCAGGAGCUCAUCCACAACAGUAGCCUGCACUUCACCUUCAACAAGUUCUGGAAGCGCUAUGGAAAGUUCUCACGGCACCUCAUGAAAAUCAAGCUUAAGAAAUACACCAAGUUUCUGUUUGUCAGGGAUCCUUUUGUACGUCUGAUCUCUGCCUAUCGCAACAAAUUCGAACAAGAGAACGAGGACUUCUACAAGAGAUUCGCUGUUAUCAUGCUGAAAAAAUAUAGCAAUUACUCGAAUCCCCCAGCCUCAGUCGUGGAUGCUUUUGCCGCUGGGAUUCGACCGUCUUUCUCAAAUUUCGUUCGGUAUUUACUGGAUCCUAACACUGAGAAAGAGAUGCCUUUCAACGAGCACUGGAGACAAAUCUACCGUCUGUGCCAUCCAUGCCAGAUAAAUUACGAUUUCGUGGGGAAGCUGGAGACCUUGGAUGAGGAUGCUGAGCAUUUGUUGCGGAUUCUCCGCGUAGACAAUGUCGUCGAGUUCCCGCAAAGCCAUCGUAACCGUACGGUCAGCAGUUGGGAGCAGGAUUGGUUCGCCAGCAUACCAUUGGAGUCCAGAAAAGAGCUGUACAGGCUCUAUGAAGCCGACUUUAAACUGUUUGGAUAUUCCAAACCAGAGAAGUUGUUACAUGAGUGAAAUGUUCAUCAUCAGCUUUACUGGGGUGCUGAAAAUAUUUUCACAGCACAAUAAACACGGUGAUGGGAGUUCCU